Molecule: messenger RNA, 1071 nt
Organism: Soboliphyme baturini
Lineage: Eukaryota; Metazoa; Nematoda; Enoplea; Dioctophymatida; Soboliphymatidae
Source: the annotation of a GenBank genome assembly
AUGUAUUUGCGAAUGAAGAAUCCAAUGCUAAACGUAAUCGGCUUCCCGAUCUACGCUAUCGAAUCGGAGCACAUUGAGAAGAUGUGCAACCUGGUGCAUGAAAUCAGGGACAAAUGCAGCGCGGUUCAGCGUUGUCCGGGCCACCAAGUAGUGCAGUUCACGAACGCCCUGCUAGGCUUUACCUGCGGUCCUGAGCAGCAGAACUUCUUCCUGCACUUCCAAUGUAUUCAGGACGCCAUCCGCCAUAGCCCAGACUGUGUUCCAUUGGUCAAUGGUGCAUGGGUACCUGGCUUCCACAAAGAGGUCUGCCACAAUAUGCCCCAGUUCUUUCGCUGUGUCCAUCGAUCCGUGCUUGGGGAAUGUGGCUCCGACAGCGUCAACGUACUUGUCCGCACCAUACGGCAGUUUUGGUGCGAUGUUGGCAGAGUCCCCCAAAUUACUAUUGCUAAUCCUCAGAUGCCACUGGAGGACAACAUUUUACCAACAGUGACAGCUGUGAAACUGAUGCAGUCUGUAGAGGCUGACAACCAAAUCGAAGAACAUCAGGAACCAACGGUUGGCAGCAGAAACGAUUCUACAAAGCUGGCCGCUCAAGGUGACAUUCAGAAAGGUAGGAGUAAAUUUCUCGUAACCAUCCACGACAAAUCUACCGACGCCGGAAACGGUUUGGAAAUGAACGAAGUGCACCGGUUGGACCGGGUGUUCAAGAAAAUCUCCAAGUCCAGCGACGGCUGCUCGUCGACGAAACUGACGCGAGUUCGAGCUGCACUGCAACCAUUGUUCAAAAAGUGGUUGGAGUUCCACAAACUUCGCAAACUGGAGAACGUCGACUUCCCGUUGUACUUCUACAACAAGGCGGAGCUGCUUGAGUUGUGCGAUUAUUAUGCGACAGCUUUCCUUCAGUGUUCGUUCACCGACUUUCAGGACUGUGCGAAAGAUGACGUGAUAUUCAUUGCCAACGGAAUGCUCGGCUACAUCUGCUCGUCGCAGCACGUCAGCACGUUUACCGAAAACUUCGACUGCAUCGCCCUGGUGUUAAACAACCUCAGCCAGUGCCGUAAGUUCAUCACC